CUCUUAUCACACGAUGCUUUCGCUGGAUUUGCCACGAGGUCGUCUGCUAUGGCUUCUACUAAGGCUCAUGCCCUCCCUCACCUGAACCCUGGUGAACUCUCUCUGUUGGAUCUAGCGGCCGAAGAUCCUCGCGAUGUGGUAGCUCUCUCGGAGAAAGAGGAGCUGAUCCUCCAACUCUACCAUCAGAUCCAGGAACAGGAAUUAGAAAAAGCCUUAUUACAGCAAGAUCUCGAUCUGUUGUCUGGAGACGAUGCCGAAGAACAGCUGGCCAUCGCCGAACGCGAGCUCCUCGAGGCCCGGGCCACGUACACGGUCAGGAGGAAAGCCAUCGGAACCGUUCUUAUGACCGAUCCGACACUCAAAGCAGUGCAUAUGAAAGCGACAACUCCUGCGGAACGAACUCUCCUCCCUCUGCUCAAUCGACGGGACAUGCUCUCUCUGGCCCACGAGAACCUGAACAGUGCGCACAGCGCAACAGUCCGGAACCUGUCCACAGCUGAGGUUGAAAACCGGCAACUUCACAAGAAGAAUCGGGACCUCGUCCAGGAGCUCUUGGAAAUCACCGAAGACGACGAUUCCUGGAUGGAAAGGCUCGAAGACGAUGAACUGAAGACACAUUUAGAGCAGCAAAAGUCCGACUACAAGAAAAGCAAAGCCAAAUGGGACACGGUCAAAAACGUCGUGAGCGCGAUCGUUGUCGGCAGCGGGGUAGACUGGGCCGCGGACGACGCCCUGGCGGUUCUUGUCCUGGACGAGUCGGACGAUUGAUAGAUUGUUCUUUGUUUUUUUUUUUUUUUUUUUUCUGUAUUUUU
This is a messenger RNA of Aspergillus campestris IBT 28561, 812 nucleotides long. Its product is annotated as centromere protein H. The transcript is spliced from 3 exons. The record is from RefSeq and is a predicted model, not a curated record. Gene Ontology annotation, biological process: kinetochore assembly. Gene Ontology annotation, cellular component: kinetochore. NCBI's taxonomy places the organism in Eukaryota, Fungi, Ascomycota, Eurotiomycetes, Eurotiales, Aspergillaceae. The coding region runs from base 49 to 768 and encodes 239 amino acids.